Molecule: messenger RNA, 1107 nt
Organism: Aureobasidium melanogenum CBS 110374
Lineage: Eukaryota; Fungi; Ascomycota; Dothideomycetes; Dothideales; Saccotheciaceae
Exons: 5
Coding region: 1-1107 (368 amino acids)
Molecular function (GO): metal ion binding
Source: RefSeq, a predicted model, not a curated record
AUGCACCAGCGUAGUGGCAUGUUCAAUGAUUGGUAUCAGCUCGAUAGUCUGCAAUGGUUACAAGAAGCUCGGGCUUGCGGGACAUGUCCAGUCGAGGGUCGCGGUCGCGUCGUGGGUCGUCACGGCGUCCUUAUUCUUAUACCAACACACACAACAGACGACGAAGAUCUUCAACGCACUAUCAACAUAACAUGGAGAAGAGCAGUAACUCGUCGUGAUAGCACUCGUAGCAGCUUAUCGAAUAAGAACGUCACCUCUCCCAAGGGCGAUGUUACACCCUUCUGCGCUCAGACUCCUUCGUCGUCUACUGGUAGCACUAUCAUAGGUUCCCAGAUUGCGCCUCCCGUGGCACCUAAGGAUUUUCGCGUUCCUCUCACUUGCUUCUUCUGGUAUCAUACCGGAUCAUGCAAAAAGCCCGACAAUAAGUGCCUAUACGCACACUACCACACCGGCACCGUCGCAGAACCACCCAUCUCGAUCAACGGCAAAGCCAUGGGCGGCACCAGAGCUAAAAACAUGCUUGGUAACAUCAGCCAGCGUGAGGAAGAACUGAGCAUCCGUAGCACGGAGAUUCACGAUGGCGAGCAACGCCUUAUUGCUGCACGAGCCAACCUAGAAGAGCGUCUCAACGCAUUGGCUGCACGCGAAAAACACAUCCAGCAGCGUGAGGAGGCUAUCCAGCAACGCGAAGAUACUGUUCAACAGCGUGAGCAAACUAUCCAGCAGCGUGAGCAAACACUCCAGCAACGUACCCAAGCCAUCCAGCAGCGCGAACACAACAACCACUCUCGCGAACAAGCUUUCGCGGUCUUCGAAGAAGCAAUGCUACGCCAACUAGAAGCAAGCUACACCAACAUAACCUCCACAGUCUCUCAAAUGCGCAGAGCCGUGUCCAAUGCCCAAAACAUCCUUACCAAUCGUCGUCACCAAGUUCUCUACCACGAAAACUUUUCCAACAGUUUGCAAGGUACUUUUGGUCAAGGUAGAUAUGGUGGUUCUAUUGCUAUUGACGGCGCUAUUGGUGCUCUGGGUGGAUUGGAUCAGAUGCUUUUGCAGGGCGAGAUUAACCUUCAUGCUCAGAUCCACAAUGCUAUCAAACGCCAGUAG